AUGCCCCCUAGCUACCUUACUUUCGCUAAGCAGCGUAAUCACCCUUACUCUGCCGUAAAGGUCUCUACUUUCGAGGCCGUCGGUACUUUCCGCCCUGGCGCAGCGAGCGAUGCCUACAACGGUGACCUUCAAGGUCUGACCUUCGUCACCUUCGACGAGACCUCCGACGUCGUCAACGGUGCGACCUCGAGAAUCUUUGUUGGAACCGCCGACAACACCACUGCAUCCGUCUACGUGAGCACUGACGCCGGUGCCACCUGGGGCCCUGUCGAUGGCCAGCCCAAGAAGUUCUUCCCCCACAAGGCUGUGCUCCAACCCGCCGAGAAGGUCAUUUACUUCACCUACUCCGAUGGAACCGGCCCCUACGAUGGCACCCAGGGCGGUGUCUGGAAGUACGACCUGACUUCGAGCAAGUGGACCGAUAUCACCCCCACCACUGGUAGCGAUCUCUACUACGGCUUUGGUGGACUCGGUGUCGAUAUGCAGAAGCCUGGAACGAUCGUUGUCGCCACCCUGAACAGCUGGUAUCCCGAUGCCAUCCUCUUCCGCUCCACUGACUCCGGCGCGACCUGGAAGAGAAUCUGGAGCUACGGUGCCGAUGGCAAGGUUGCGCCGCAGUACACCAUCAGCGCCCCCAACGCUCCCUGGAUCGAGACGAACUUCCUCGACAUCGACACCAAGAAGCUCGGCUGGAUGAUUGAGUCCCUCUCAAUUGACCCCACCAACAGCGACAAGUUCUUCUACGGCACCGGCCUUACCCUGUACGGUAGCAACGACCUGACCAACUGGGACAAGAACAAGACCAUCACCAUCCAGAGUCUUGCUUCCGGUAUCGAGGAGAUGGCAGUCGGUGCCUUGGCCAGUGCCGCUGAGGGCCCUGAGCUCUUCUUCGCGACUCUUGACAACAACGGCUUCACCUACAAGACCGCCGCCGAUGUCGACAAGGCCCCUCAAUCCGCCUGGACGAACCCUUGGUGGGCCAGCAGUGUCGACGUUGACUUUGCCGGCAACAGCCCCAACAAGGUUGCUCGCAUCGGUAAGGCCACCGACUCUCCUCAGCUUGCCCUCAGCAACGACGGCGGUGAGACUUGGUCCGUUGUGAACUCCACCGGCAACACUAUCACCGACGGCUCCGUUGCCUACUCUGCCGACGGCGAUGUCAUUCUCUGGUCCUCCAAGAGCGAGGGCGUCCAGGUCAUCCGCAACGCAGGCAAGCCCGAGAACAGCACCCUCCCCGCGAGCAGCGUCAUCGCCAGCGACAAGAAGAAGAACGACGUCUUCUACGCCGGUUCCAAGGCCACUUUUUACGUCUCUACCGACGGUGCAGCCACCUUCACAGAGUCUCCCCUGAGCAACGUCACCGAAAUCCGCUUCAUUGCCGCUCACCCCGCCACAGCCGGCGAGCUAUUCGUCUCCACCAACUCGGGCGUCUUCCACAGCACCGACUUUGGCAAGACCUUCACCUCCAUCUCUGGCCCUUCCAACGCCCACGCCGUCUCCGUCGGCAAGGGCGAAGGCAGUGCCUGGAACCUGUACGUCUUUGGCGAGGCCGCCGACGGCAAGAAGCUCUACGCCAGCGCCGAUCUCGGUGCUUCGUGGGUUGACCUCCAGGGCACCUACAGCUUUGGCGCUCUCGACGGCGCUGCUCUAGUUGGUUCCGCCAACGAGGCCAACGUUGUCUAUGUUGGUACCAACGGCCGCGGUGUCAUGUACACCUCGUGCCCUGUUUCCAACUCCACCGCGGCCCCAGCUGCUACGCAUGCCAGAAGGCACGCUCGCAGCAGACCCAUGCGUCUUGGAAGAGCUCCCCACCGCCACUGA
Molecule: messenger RNA, 1821 nt
Organism: Colletotrichum lupini
Lineage: Eukaryota; Fungi; Ascomycota; Sordariomycetes; Glomerellales; Glomerellaceae
Product: fungal cellulose binding domain-containing protein
Exons: 2
Coding region: 1-1821 (606 amino acids)
Biological process (GO): xyloglucan metabolic process
Molecular function (GO): protein binding
Source: RefSeq, a predicted model, not a curated record